AUGUCUUUACCUUUGGAACCAAUUGUUUUCGAAGAUGCAACAUCAUCCAGAGCACUUGAAGUUAUGCACUUGGAACAAACAUCUCCAACCUCUCCAGUGCUUAUAUUUCAAUCUUCAAAAAGCAAUGCAAUGGGUAACAUUUUAUGUUGGAUAGAGGACAGCCAUAAACUUCUUCCAGAGUCAUCAACUCUGGUUAAAUCAGAUUUCAUCAAAUUUUUCUGGAUUGAUCUUAUAAUGGACAAAAGAAUAGACAAUAGGAUUAACAAACCGAUGGAACAAUAUAAAGGUUUUGAUAUCUUUCUAAAUUGUAAUGGUUUUGUUCUGAAUUGCAACGUAGACAAGAGAUUGCAUACUUCAAUAAUGACAUGUACAGCCAUACCUUUAGAAACGUUUAUCAAUAGGAAGAGGAAGAUGUCAGAUUUUGAGACACUAAUGCUAACCUUACAUCACGUUAGGCGACAAACACUUUCUACUCAAUUUUGGACUGAUAUUUUUCUUCCUGUGGUUGAGAAUAGAUCCUCAAUUUUAUGUCAAUUUUUAUUGACUGCAAUAUCUGAGGUGGAAACACGCGUAUGGCAAGAGUGUCACCUUUAUUUGAUGGAUGGGUUGUCACGUGCAAUGACUAACCAAGACAAAGAUACUGCCAAAUCGAUAGCUUGGUUCAUCACAAGGAAGUUUUUUCUAAGUCUCCGUAGUAAUUUUCUAGAAAAUGUUAUUGACAUCUGGCCUGCUUUUCAGUGCAAAUGUCUAGAUAAAAAACAAGUACUGUUUUGUUGUCAAACAGUUGCAAUCAUUGUAGAAGUGGAUAAGUUAUGCCCUGAAUUACCAAACGGCUUUUCGGAAAUUGAAGUUAAGUAUAUUUUAAAAGAUAAUAUCAAUAAUGGUGAAUGCUCUAAAGUACAUGAACAUCUACAAAAUCUCAGCAGCAAAAUUACCUGUAAUUUUCCAAAUAAGAUAUCAAUAUCAGGUAUGGACUCCAAACACCUUUUUGAUGAGCAUACAAAUCUAUCAUUAAUUUGCAAGUCGCCAUUUAAAUCUACCGGAUUUCGAACGAAUAACCACAUGAUAAUCAAACAACCAUGUAUACAACUGUACUGUAAGAAAAAAGGAUUUAUACCAAUUGGUGAAAAUCAUUUCCCAAGAACUGUAUUUGGAAUGCAGACAGAUAUAUUGGAUGGUAGUCCACGUUUCGUGUCACAUUUGAAGGUGGGGGAUCAGAUUGGAACAGAUGGCUAUAAGAGGGGAACCCUAGGCGGGUUUGUUAAAGUUCGAGGAGAUACAGCUUUUCUUACUUGCCUUCAUGUGUUUUUAAAUGCAGAUGAACUUGCUUCGGACAACCUAUCACUUGAUGACGAACAGACAGUAUGGGUGAAAUGUUAUAGAGAAAAUUCAUCCAUACUUUGUGGUAAAAUAAGAGAGAUGGCAUUUGAAGUUGACAAUGAAAAGGAAAUAAGCAUUGAUGCGGCACUUAUUGAGUUAAAAGAAGGAAUAACUAUUGAAGCAUCGGACUAUGUUUCAUCAACUGACGUAAAUUUUCCCUUCAGUAGCAUAGGUAUGUUUGUUCAUUAUUUAAUAUAG
This is a messenger RNA of Mytilus californianus (California mussel), 1578 nucleotides long. RefSeq lists its product as uncharacterized. The transcript is spliced from 5 exons. The record is from RefSeq and is a predicted model, not a curated record. Lineage: Eukaryota; Metazoa; Mollusca; Bivalvia; Mytilida; Mytilidae. Bases 1 to 1578 code for a protein of 525 amino acids.